CCAUGGUCAUCACCAAGUCGAGCAGAGAAUAUGUAAGAAGGGAGGAAGAAACAGCCGCCUCAAAUUCCCUUGUGUAUACUGCAUGCCAGCUCAGUUCCUCCUCUUCCUUUGUUUCCCAAUUCUACGCACAAGAAUUCUAGCAUCGUUUGCACAGUGGUGGGGAAAUGUGGAGAAGAAGCUCCACCCUCAUUGUCUUAAUUGCCCUUCUCCUUCCUUUGCGGUUCGUCAACAUGGCUGACAACCCCUACUGGCGUUGCAUCGGCAACUCAAGCUACGAGGCGAACAGCACCUUCAGCCAUAACCUGCAGCGUGCGCUGGCCACUAUGGUGGCCAACGCUUCCGUCACUGGCUUUUACAAUGGCACCGUGGGCAAGAGCCCUGACCAAGCCACUGCUAUCGGCGGUUGUCGAGGUGACCUCGACGGCGAAGCUUGCCAGGUCUGUCUCUCUGACGCUGCCUCACAGGUCGCCUUGCGGUGCCCCAGAAUCAGAUCGGCCUUUAUUGUCUUCCAAGCCUGCAUCGUGGCCGCCGUUGCCGAUACCACCGUACCUCCAGCUUAUAGAGUUUUGUCCCUCCCGGGCUUUCAAACCGUCCCUGACCCCCAAAGAUUCAAUGCCAUGCUCACCCUCUUCUUCUACAAGCUGAUUGCCUCCGCCACCACCAACCCCUCGGGCCGUUUGUUCUGGGGCGACAAGUUCAAGUACACUCAAAACAUUACUAUCUACGGCAUGGCGCUCUGCAUUCAGUCCCUGUCCCAAAAGCGCUGCAGAUCUUGCUUAUACAUAGCCUUCGGCCAAAUGCUCAGGGAUGCUGGGGGUACAAAUGGCGGUGUAGUUUAUCAUAACGUCGAAUGCCUUCUAAGAUUCGCAGUCUUUCCCUUUUUCACUCCCCUACCCCAUGAGAUUUAUCUUAGCAGCGCCAUUUCUGUCUCAGCUAAUUGCUCCCCACCAGCAUCCAGCAACAAGGUUGGCAGCCCCUUUCACAGAAACCUCAAGGCUUUGCUCUCUCAUCUGAUAGUGUAUGUACCUGUCUCUGGCUUAUACGACGAGAACGUUGGUGUCGGCUCCAGCCAAGUCUAUGGCCAAGCCUUGUGCCGAGGCGACAUCCCUGAUGACGUUUGCUGGGAGUGCAUUGCCCUGGCUUCUUCUAAAAUCCAAGAAUUAUGCCCCAAUAGUAGAAGGGCAAUCAUAUGGCUCGACCACUGCCAGUUGCGCUACUCUGACGAGAACUUCCCCGGUAAGGUAGACGUCUAUGACAGGGCAUGCCAACCAGCAGCAGACAAUGCAUCAAAUCUUCCGAACUUCUAUCAGAGUUUGAGAAUCCUUGUAGCCAACCUGACCUCGCUGGUGACGCAGAGCUCUCCUAAUAAUCGCUUCUUUGCUACGGGAGUCUCUGUCCUUGCAGGAGCAAAGAGGAUCUACGCUCUGGUGCAGUGCGUGAAAGAUAUACCUGCGGGCCAAUGUGGGUGGUGCUUGCAAAAUGCCAGCUCCGAUAUUGCAGCAUGCUUUAAUGGAAAGCAAAGCGGUCGCAUCCUCAGGGGAAGCUGCAACUUGGCUUUUGGAGUGCGGCCUUUCUUCUACGGCUAUCCUACUGUGAUAUCACUUCCGGAGCCCAGUCACGGGCGUAAGCAUUGGUGGAUAUACGUUGUCAUCUCCUUCGUUGGUGUGCUACUGCUAACAACAGCGUGUACGUUCUGCUUAGUUCGGAGACGAAAGCAGAAUCCAGAGAAUCUAAAACAGAAAGAAGCAACUCCAAUCGAUUCGGAAAGUGCAAAAGAGAAUGAGGCAAUCUAUAAUUUACCGCAAUUCAGCCUGAGGACAGUUGAAGGUGCUACAGAUAGAUUUUCAAAAUCAAAUAAGCUUGGAGAAGGUGGUUAUGGUCCUGUCUACAAGGGGAAGCUUCCUGAUGGACAGGAAAUAGCAGUGAAGAGGCUGUCUGGUCGCACUGGGCAAGGCUUAAAGGAGUUCAGGAAUGAAGUUGAGUUGAUAGCCAAACUUCAACACACAAACCUGGUUAGGCUUAUUGGUUGCUGCUUGGAAAAUGAGGAGAUGAUACUCAUAUAUGAAUACAUGCCCAACAAAAGCCUUGAUUUCUUCCUUGAAGGUCCAGAAACCCGUGCUUCAUUUGAUUGGGAGAAGAGGUUCAAUAUUAUCAUAGGAAUUGCAAGGGGGAUGCUUUAUCUUCACCAAGAUUCUCGACUCAAUAUCAUUCAUCGGGAUCUCAAAGCUAGCAACGUGCUGCUAGACAAGCAACUGAAUCCUAAGAUUUCUGAUUUCGGGUUGGCAAGGAUUUUCAGUGGAGUUCAGGGCCAGGCAACCACCAGUAUCAUUGUUGGUACUUUAGGAUAUAUGGCUCCAGAGUAUGCCAUGGAAGGUGUGUUUUCUACAAAAUCUGAUGUCUACAGCUUUGGUAUUUUAUUGUUGGAAAUCAUCGGCGGCCAACUGGAUAUACGUUUUCAUGCAAGCCAUCAGGGUGCUGGUCUCGUUGAACAUGCAUGGAGCUUGUGGCAUGAAGGGAAAGGGACAGAGUUCAUCGACCCAGUCCUUAAAGAUGGUUCUACUUCAACAAGUGAUCAAAUGCUAAGGUGUUUGCAUAUUGCCUUUCUUUGCAUUCAAGAAGAUCCUGCAACCAGGCCACCCAUGUCCACGGUAGUUCUCAUGCUUGGGAACAAUUCUUUGGACCUUCCCCUGCCCAAACAACCUGCACUUAUUGGGGAAAAAAUUGCAGGAUCAAGCCUACCUCGUUCUUCUGUUAUUUGGUCUAUUGCUUCUAAAAGCACGACAGAGUGAAAGGAACGAAAGUUGCACCCAGAAUUAUUGUGAACAUGGAAGACAUUCUGUCAACGUACGGAAAACAUGCAUUGGAGAAGUAAACAUAUACCUAAUGGAUUUUAUCCGAUUUGUAGUACAUCCUACUUCUUA
Molecule: messenger RNA, 2921 nt
Organism: Nymphaea colorata (pocket water lily)
Lineage: Eukaryota; Viridiplantae; Streptophyta; Magnoliopsida; Nymphaeales; Nymphaeaceae
Product: cysteine-rich receptor-like protein kinase 10
Exons: 7
Coding region: 165-2789 (874 amino acids)
Biological process (GO): protein phosphorylation
Molecular function (GO): protein kinase activity; ATP binding
Source: RefSeq, a predicted model, not a curated record